Molecule: messenger RNA, 1483 nt
Organism: Mytilus californianus (California mussel)
Lineage: Eukaryota; Metazoa; Mollusca; Bivalvia; Mytilida; Mytilidae
Product: protein odd-skipped-related 1-like
Exons: 7
Coding region: 49-1002 (317 amino acids)
Biological process (GO): regulation of transcription by RNA polymerase II; embryo development
Cellular component (GO): nucleus
Molecular function (GO): RNA polymerase II transcription regulatory region sequence-specific DNA binding; DNA-binding transcription factor activity, RNA polymerase II-specific
Source: RefSeq, a predicted model, not a curated record
UUGUUUAAAAGUUUCCGAAGUAGGAUUAGAAGUCAAAUAGCUGUAACUAUGCCAAAAUCUUUCCUAGUUAGAACCGGUAGAGAAUUUUCCGAAGAAGUGGAAAAAGACUCUAGCACAGAUAUUGCACUACCACAGUUCGACAAACCAAACCCGCAACAAAUACUGGACUUCACCCGUUCCUAUCUGAUGCCGUGCCCAUACACAACAUAUGCUUCGUCACUAUUAUCGGGUGAAAACUCUUUAGUUAACUCAGAGAGGAUGUCAGCAAGUCCGCUACAUGCAUUUCCGUUUCCGGCGUACAUGGCUUUCAACUCAUAUACCAUGAACCAGUUCAGUUAUUCCCCUUUGUUGUCUUUGAUUAACACAAGUGAAAAUGUGGAGAAAAUGUACAAGGACACAAUUUGUGAAUACCGAGAAAAACAAGGAUUAUGUAGUGUAAAAUCAGAAGAUGUUGUGAAACCAAAACCUAAGUUUGAUUUUGCUAACUUGGCAAGGUCUGCAACACAGGAUUCCGAAUGUCUUGACUGCCAUCGGAACCAAGACGCACAAAUUAUCAGUCACGUGAUGAUGAAUAUAGGGAAUUUAAGAUAUAACCCUUUAACAAGUAGUUUCACGCCAGUAUCAAAUCUACGGUCAAACGUUCCACAACCUGUUAAGAGACCGAGAGGCAGAGGUCCAGCUAGAACGAAGAAAGAAUUUAUUUGCAAAUACUGUGGUCGCCAUUUUACAAAGUCAUACAACUUGUUGAUUCACGAGAGAACACAUACUGACGAACGUCCAUAUCCUUGUGAAAUUUGUGGAAAAGCAUUCAGACGACAGGAUCAUCUUCGAGAUCAUAGGUAUAUCCAUUCCAAAGAGAAACCAUUUAAAUGUACGGAGUGUGGUAAAGGUUUCUGUCAAUCACGGACCUUAGCUGUUCAUAAAACCUUACAUAUGCAGCAGAACUCCCUUCCGAGACCUACAAAAACAUCUCCAGCAACGAUAACAUCUUCAAUAAUAUGAACAGACUAUGAGAGUGUCAUGUUGUGUUUUGUGCAAUACUGUGACUUCUUUUCAUUUUCGAAUUGAAGUAGGGGAGAUAACUUUGGAUGUAAAUGAACUUAAAACGAGUGAUUUCCCUUCGCUCGUUUUGAUAUACAACAAACACUACCUCAACUGGAUAAAAUGAUCCCUGAAUUCCAAGAAAAUAAAAUCAACGAGAGAAAAACGAUGAAGUGAUAUAAUGCAUAAUAAUUUAAACUAUUGCCGCAACUUUGUAAAAUUGCGAUACAUGUUUAAGUGAAAAACUUAUUUUGAAAAACUGAUCUUUUCUUGUGUACUAAUAAUAUGAACUUGAGUGCUUAAUUAUUUGUAAAUAGUAUAUUUAUUUGCAUGAACAAUCUAGUCGUUUAGAAUUUAAAGUGAAUAUAUGAUAUAAUGAGCCACAUUGUGCAAUAUAUGUAUAUAGAAAUUAUCACUUAAUGCAAUAAAACUUGAAAUGUUA